GGGACUCGCCGCCGCGGCUCUGAGCUCCUCGAGCCCUCCCGCAGCGACUGCGGCGCCGCGUCUCCCCGUCCGCGCCCGGGGCCGCCGCUGGCGAUGACCGGAGAGAAGCUGCGCUCGCUGCGCAGGGACCACAAGCCCAGCAAGGAGGACGGGGACCUGCUGGCGCCCGGCGAGGAAGAGGCGGCUGCCGCGCCUGGCGGAGGAGGCGCCUUCACUGGCGGCCGGGCGGGGAGCGGCAAGGGCGGCCGCGCCGGCAGCCACCGCAUCUUCACCAACCACCACCGGCUGCCGUUCAAGGCAGGACCCGGGGGGUCCUCACCCGCCGCCGGAACCGACCCCGACAAGUGUCCGGCGGCGCAGUUCCCCGUGCAUGAGUGUGUCUUCAAGGGGGACGUUAGGCGGCUGUCGGCGCUGAUCCGCACGCAGGGCAUCGGCCAGAAGGACAGUCACGGAAACACUCCGUUACAUCUUGCGGUGAUGUUGGGGAAUAAAGAAUGUGCUCACUUGCUUUUGGCCCACAAUGCUCCUGUGAAAGUGAAAAAUGCUCAGGGAUGGAGUCCUCUUGCAGAAGCCAUCAGCUAUGGAGAUAGACAAAUGAUUACAGCACUCCUAAGGAAACUGAAACAACAGUCUAGGGAAAGUGUUGAAGAAAAGCGACCUCGAUUAUUAAAAGCCCUGAAAGAGCUAGGUGACUUCUAUCUUGAACUUCACUGGGAUUUUCAAAGUUGGGUGCCUUUACUUUCCCGAAUCCUGCCUUCCGAUGCAUGUAAAAUUUACAAACAAGGUAUAAAUAUCAGGCUUGACACAACACUCAUAGAUUUUACUGACAUGAAGUGCCAACGAGGGGACUUGAGCUUCAUUUUCAAUGGUGAUGCUGCACCCUCUGAAUCCUUUGUAGUUUUAGACAAUGAACAAAAAGUUUACCAACGAAUACAUCAUGAGGAAUCUGAGAUGGAAACAGAGGAAGAAGUUGACAUUUUGAUGAGCAGCGAUAUUUAUUCAGCAACAUUAUCAACCAAAUCAAUUACCUUCACACGUGCCCAAACAGGAUGGCUUUUCCGAGAAGAUAAAACAGAAAGGGUAGGGAACUUUUUGGCAGACUUCUACCUGGUUAAUGGGCUUGUGUUAGAAUCAAGGAAAAGACGAGAACAUCUCAGUGAGGAAGAUAUUCUUCGAAACAAGGCUAUCAUGGAAAGCUUGAGUAAAGGUGGAAACUUGAUGGAACAAAACUUUGAGCCUGUCAGGAGGCAGUCUCUUACUCCACCUCCACCCAACACUAUUACGUGGGAAGAGUACAUAUCUGCAGAAAAUGGAAAAGCACCUCAUUUGGGUAGGGAACUGGUCUGCAAAGAAAGCAAGAAAACAUUUAAAGCCACAAUAGCCAUGAGCCAAGAAUUUCCUCUAGGAAUUGAAUCGUUAUUGAAUGUUUUAGAAGUAAUUGCACCCUUCAAGCACUUUAACAAACUGCGGGAAUUUGUGCAGAUGAAACUUCCACCAGGCUUUCCUGUAAAGUUAGAUAUACCUGUGUUUCCAACCAUCACGGCCACUGUGACUUUUCAGGAGUUUCGCUAUGAUGAGUUUGAUGAAUCAAUCUUCACAAUUCCUGAUGACUACAAGGAGGACCCUAGCCGCUUUCCUGAUCUCUAACUCAACUGGAAAGUUAGCAGCAAAUAAAGAAUACCAGCAUGCCACAGAAAGAGAGGAUGCAGAUAACCCACAGACCUGUGUCUCACAGUGGGUGGAACUGGAAGGGAUAAAACUUGCUUAAAUGAAUUCAGAAAGGGAACACAGAGUGAAUCUCAAUCAGUUGUACCAUAUAGAGCGCAUCCAUCUAGUGUCUAAAUGACAGCAGGUCUCCGGAUGUGUCACUUGCAUUUAUACAUCCAGACCUGCAAGCAUGGUAGCCUGGCACCUCGGUGACAACCCCCACCCUCACCCUCCACAUACUUACAUAACAGCUAUAAAGACUGUAAUUUGUUUUUACAUUUUUACGUUUCUUGGUAAUAAAAAGCAUUCUUGGACCAUUACAUUAAAAACUAAAAUGUCUUACCUGGCUAUUUGCCCUUCAAAACAUCCACCUUACUCAAGAUGACUCAUAACUUUCCUUUAAGCUUUGUUUUCAUAAAUUGUAAAUUCUGUAAUAUUCCAUAAAUUGAACAUCAGCUGAGCAUAUCGUAAAAGGAAUUGAUUUUCUGUAGAUGAAUGAACCAAAUGGUAACCAUUUAAACAGUUGCAUUUACCUUAUUGCAAUACAUUUCAGAACUAGAGCAUUCACUCUGCAGGGAAUAAGGUACCUCCUUUAGCACCUUAGUGCAAUUCAUUGUGGUGCUAUUCAUAUUUUUCCCAAACUGUUAGUUUCUCCUUUGAAAGUUGUUUACUGAUCUUCUUGUGAAAACUGCAGAUGUUAUUUUUUCAAGCUGGUUGGAAAUGUCCUUGGUGUAUUGGAGAGCAUGCUUGGAGAUUACUCAUUAGUCCCCAAGUUGAAUCACUGACAUUGACCGGAUUGAACAAUCAUUGUAGGCUAAACAAGCCAUAGUAGCUUGUUUAAGCUGCAGUCCAUGCCAGGAGCAAUUUGCAUGAUCACCUGCCUGACAGCUGCUUGCUGUAUCGUCCAAACCUGGGCGGCAUAGUGUGCGAGAGGGAAACAACCCUCAAAUAAACGAUGGGGUUAUUUUUGGAUUUUUUUUUGGGGGGGGGAAGAUUGUUUCCCCCUCAAGCCAUGCCACCUGGGUUUGGAUGUCAGGACGAGCUGUGGGCGGGCAGGUGAUUAUGCAAUUCGCACUCUGCAUGCAUCAUGGCGUAAGCAGGCCACCAUGGCUUGUUUUGCCUGUGAUGAUCAUGUGAACUGUCCCAUUCUUUGGGGUUUAUCUGAUCCAUGAAAGCUGCCCAUAAACAACACUAACUUUGUAUUGCUGUGCAGCUGCACUAGGGAAUAUAUGCAGUUAUAUUAGAACAACAACCUCAGAGCUUAAGUAUCUUUUCCUAAGUGAAAACCUAGGAGAAAUGAGUAGGGCUUGCAAUGAAUAAAAGGAAAAAAAAAUGUACAGGAAUAAUCAGGGUGUUUCCAGCAUGGGUAGGUACAGAAAGAAGAAUGGUGGUGGUUGUUUUCAGAUGGGUUUUAAAAACUUAGGAUCUUCACAUGGUUCCAGUGUAUGAAACUUGAAGAUAACCUAGCCUUUUUGCUUUACUGGAAAGAAUGUGUCCAAAACUGUCAGUACUUUUGUUCAUUUGUAUUCAGAGGUUUAGCUUCCAGUGAUGUGUAAAUGUACAAAAAUGUAAAUAUUUUCAGAAGUAUAUUCUUUGUGCAGUCUAGUCAAUCUUUUUUUUCCUGGAAACUGUUCAAGUCACUUUACGACUUGAAGAAAACCACCAUGCUGGGUAACACACCCAGUUGCUGGUGAUAACUUGGAAUGUGAAAUGGAGUGAGGUGAGUCCCAGCACGCAAUAAAACCAGACUCAUGAGCCACAUAAUGCUUUGUCAGGAAAAAAGGUACAAGAAUUGUCCCAAGUGCUGUAGCUUUGUACUAUUGCAUGUACAAAGAGGCAACUCCAGAAAACGAGCCUUAUGACCUAAUAUGGGGGAUAACUGUUGGGCCCAAUUCCAGAAAUAUUGGAAACUUGUUUAAAGCUCCAACCUUAACUGAUGUUGACGGUGAAGACUGACAGCCCUGCGUGUGAACAGGGCAUUGAUUGACUUUGUGUGUAUUGUUGUAGGUGCCAUAUUGUGAAAAGUACGAUUUCACUAUCAGUAUCCAUUAUGAGAGGUGCAACCCAGUCCCUGUAAAUAGAUAAUGAAAUAGAUAAAUGGCAUUUUGUCAGUUAAUUACUCUGUUUCCUCUGCCAGUUGAUUCCUGGAAGAGGCAUGGGGUUUGAAUUCCUGACACUAUGGGUUGUAUCCUAUUAGCACCUUCGAGUAAGGUUGCUGGAGGGGUAGGGGGACUCUCUGGAGCAGAUUUGGGGGGCGGGGGAGGGAAGGUUCUGUUGUGUGAGUGGAAGUCUGCUCACAUAAUGUUGGAUCUUGCCCUUUGUAUUAUCAAUCCUGUAGGGACCUCUUAAAACAAUACGGAGAUGCUUUACAGGAAUUUACAGUUCUGUUCUCACAUAAGUGAAUGAUGAGCAGAAUGGGCUUGAUUAGGUGAUGGCCACUAAACUGUGGAAAUAUGCAAUUGGUCAUCUCCUAUAUCUAAAAUUAUUGGGUAAAUAAUGCCAAAGUUGUCUUUCAUAGAUGUCUACAAAAAUAAAUAUUGGCCCAAGAGCUGUCAGACUCAUGUCUAGCAAAUGGGUUUCCAUUCACAAUGGUUAAAAAUAAUGGAUUGGAUCCAGCCAUAGUCAUGCUUAGUAUAUACCCAUUGAAGUCCAUUAGUUGGUAAUGACUAAAUUAAAUUACAUUGAUUUUAAUAGGUCUAGUAAGCAUAAGUAAGUCUGAAUCUAACCCAAUGGAGAUAUUUGUCCUAUUUGAUAAAGUCACAAUCCUGUCUUAGUAAGUUAUUUUAAUUUCAACAAAAAUAUAAGAGGUGCUGCACUAUCUUUGAGGACAGAUGUGAGCCCUCAGAAAUUCUAGACUAUUUACACCCAAAAAGGGGGGGGGGAGCCAACAGUCUGUCAUUGGCUUUGAUAGAAUAUAAAUUGUAUCAAAAUCUAAUCUCAUUUUAAAAUGUUUAGUUACAUGCGAGUGUUUUGUAACAGUACUGCAUUUCAGGAAAAAUUGGUGCCCACUGCAGCUGAUCUGUCUGAGGCUAGAUGCACGUACACAGAGAUUUCUUGCAUGCAUAGAGUUUCUAGUUCAUGAAUUUGGGAAGAUGAUCCACCCAUACAAAAAUGUUCUUGUAUAUUGACCCUCUUUGUGAUAAAUGGGAAAGCCAUUCGAGUAUAGGGAGCUCUAUGCAUGCAGUUAUGUUCUCACACUUUGAGCAAAUGAUUGAUUAGUAAGUCUCCAAUCUAAGAUUUGGUGCUUGGUCAGUAAAGAAUUGGCAUGAAUGAAGCAAAUUGUUUAGCACUUAGUAGUUAAGCACUUCACAGCACCUAUUGUGGCUCCUUUUCGGUUGGAUAUUCACAUUCUUUUCUGACGUAGUAGUCACAAUUAGGAAACCUCUGUGUGGCAUUUUUGCACGUCGUUUUUUUAAUGCAUCCCCAUUGGUUAGAAUGACAGCUUUCCUAUGUCCUGGAGUUCUUUGGGGUCAUUUGGAUUUUGGAUCUCACAAGUGGGGUAUGGGGUUGCAUUAUGACCAAAAAAAAAAAAGUUCAUACAGUGUAAGGAUUCACACUGUAGGUAUCAUAAGAGGCCAGGUAAUAGAAUAAAGUACCUCUUCCAUGCGUCUAGGUCAGAGUUAAUAUCUUUGAGAAGCAAUUAGCAUUCUAAAUAUUUUGGACAGAUAAAGUAAAUACAAGUUAAAUUCACUAUUUUCCAAGAGCCUUCUGAAACUUCCUUGAAGUAAGUCCUCUUAAUAAUCUAGCAGAAAUGUUUUGCUACGCAUGAAUAAGGAAUCUUUUGGGGGGGAAAUCCUAGAACUCUUCCUUAACCAAACUCAAGUUUUACUGGUCUUCCAAAUAAUUGCUUUGUUUCAUGGCAAAGGGAAUCAUCUUUCUUUCCAAGCAGCUGUCGUUUCAAUCACCUUAUUAAGUUUGAAAUUGUGAUUCAUGGAUAUCUAGCAAUUUGUAUCAGAUAGUACACCUGUGGAUAUCAAUCUGCGCUGGAAACUCACCUUAAGUUGAAGCAUAAUAUAUUCAAAAAGUCCAUUUUUAAAUAUAUAUACUUGUUUUUGGUUCAUUAAAGAUAUGACAUUAUUUAAACUUUAUUAACUUCCUCUAAUGCUGCAGUUUUUCCUUUGACAGUUUAUAAUUGUGGGAACUUAAAUGGCAUUUUUUUGGUAUAUUUUCAUGUGUUUUGUCUAAUCUAAACUCACCUUCACUAAUAGGUUUUUUGGUUGCACCACUUAGAAUUAAGACCAAAAGAUACUGUUUGCUUUUGAAACUGAACAUAUGAACAUUUUCAAAUCUAUAUUCUACCAUGUGUGGAUACUUCCUCCAUAUUAGAGGAAGACUAAGAAUUACAAAAAGGCUGUUACAGUGUACCACUUUCACAAGGACAUUUUAUUGGUCAGUUUUUCAAUAAAAUCCUCAAUUUUCAGUG
This is a messenger RNA of Elgaria multicarinata webbii, 6130 nucleotides long. It is a transcript of the gene ANKRD13C, whose product is annotated as ankyrin repeat domain 13C. The record is from RefSeq and is a predicted model, not a curated record. The coding region runs from base 94 to 1647 and encodes 517 amino acids. Lineage: Eukaryota; Metazoa; Chordata; Lepidosauria; Squamata; Anguidae. Gene Ontology annotation, biological process: protein retention in ER lumen. The transcript has 13 exons. Gene Ontology annotation, molecular function: signaling receptor binding. Gene Ontology annotation, cellular component: cytoplasm.